Molecule: messenger RNA, 904 nt
Organism: Oppia nitens
Lineage: Eukaryota; Metazoa; Arthropoda; Arachnida; Sarcoptiformes; Oppiidae
Gene: kri
Product: uracil phosphoribosyltransferase homolog
Exons: 4
Coding region: 157-843 (228 amino acids)
Source: RefSeq, a predicted model, not a curated record
UAAUAAUAUUGUAUUAAAUUUGAAAACAUUUAAAACAAAAAAACAAAACAAACAAUCAAUCAAUUGAUUGAUUGAUUGAUAAUUUAAACAAUUGGUCCAUAAAAUUAUUGGAUCAGAUAAUCAUCGACAACAACAACAACAACGACAGUGAAGAAGAUGGCUAUCGGCGAUACGUUAACCACCACUGAUGACAACACCAACACGAAGACGUCACCGAAAACUAGCCAACGCUUCCCGAAUCUGAUAUUGUUGUCUACUAACGACCAGAUCCAGGAACUGCAGACCAUUAUCCGAGACAAGUCGACAUCGCGAAGCGAUUUUGUCUUCUACGCCGACCGACUGAUACGUUUGGUAGUCGAAGAAGGUCUCAAUCAGUUACCGUCGCAACCAAUAGACGUAUCGACGCCGACAAAUGCCGUCUACCGGGGCCUACAGUAUCUGAAAAGUAAUUGCGGUGUCAGUAUUGUCCGCAGCGGCGAAGCCAUGGAAAAAGGUUUGCGAGACUGUUGCCGAUCGAUACGUAUCGGCAAAAUACUGGUCCAAUCGGAUGAGGAGACACACGAAGCACGGGUAGUCUAUGCCAAGUUUCCCGAAGACAUUCAGAAACGUAAAGUACUGCUAAUGUAUCCGAUUAUGUCAACCGGUAAUACAGUGGUCCGGGCGGUCAAAGUACUUAAGGAACACGGAGUCAAUGAAAAGUCAAUUAUUUUGUUGAACUUGUUUUGUACGCCAAAUGCGGUUACAUCGGUGGCCAAAACUUUCCCGUCGAUGACUAUACUGACCUCCGAAGUACAUCAGGUGGCGCCCAAUCAUUUUGGACAAAAAUAUUUCGGUACCGAUUGAUAGCAAAUUAGACUAUAAAAGCAACAAAAAAUUAAAAAUAAAUUUUUUUUAACAAACAAUA